UCAAUUUCCCCAACAGGAGGAAACCCACAGCCCCAGCAUCCCCUUGUCACCGUCCCCUUGUCACCGCCCUGGCAGCACCCGGGGUCCCUGGGUGUGACGCGAGCUGGGCUGAGCCCAUCCCCAGCACAAAGCCCAGCCCUGCAGCCCCGCGGGGGGACACCCACAAGCGGGGUGCCCCAAUCCCACAGAGCCCCCCAGACACCCCACAGGACCUGGGGUGUCCCCGUCCCCUGCGGGCAGGGGGUGACACGCCACCUGCCCCCUUACGUAAGGCCCCGUGCCCACCUCCCUGGCCGCCUCCCCGAGAUGCUCUUUCUUUUCCAAGCCCUAAUCUUUGCCAUCUUGGGCUAAUUGGAUUUCCUGGGUCACAUGGAGAGAUAAAAAGUCCCCAAAUCCGUCAGCCCAGAAAUUGGGUUAUCCAUGGGGAAUUAAGAGAGAGCUCGGGGGGCAGCCAGCCCGCGAGCACCCAGCGAAGCGCUCCGGCACCCCCGGCACGGCGCGGGGCAGCGGGCGCCUGGUUCGGCCUUUCGGGGCUUCCCUUUCUCCCCCCUCACCCUCCGCCCGCCCCCGGGGUGCGCGCGCGGCCCCCGCGAAGAGCUGGAAGAGCCCGGGGACCUAGAGGAGCUCGAGGCGUUGGAAGAGGAAGACGAGGCCAUGGGGAGCGGGGCGAGCGCGGAGGACAAGGAGAUGGCCAAGAGGUCCAAGGAGCUGGAGAAGAAGCUCCAGGAGGACGCGGAUAAGGAGGCAAAGACGGUCAAGUUGCUGCUGCUCGGGGCUGGAGAGUCGGGCAAGAGCACCAUUGUGAAGCAGAUGAAGAUCAUCCACCAGGACGGCUACACGCCCGAGGAGUGCAUGGAGUUCAAGGCCAUCAUCUACGGCAACAUCCUGCAGUCCAUCCUGGCCAUCAUCCGCGCCAUGUCCACGCUGGGCAUCGACUACGCCGAGUCGGGACGGGCGGACGACGGCCGGCAGCUCUUCAACCUGGCCGACUCCAUCGAGGAGGGCACCAUGCCCCCUGAGCUUGUCGACUGCAUAAAGAAGCUGUGGAAGGACGGCGGGGUGCAGGCUUGCUUUGACAGAGCCGCCGAGUACCAGCUCAACGACUCGGCCGCGUACUACCUGAACCAGCUGGACAGGAUCACGGCCCCCGGGUACCUCCCCAACGAGCAGGACGUGCUGCGGUCCCGCGUGAAGACCACGGGCAUCAUUGAGACCAAAUUCUCUGUCAAGGACCUGAACUUCAGGAUGUUCGACGUGGGAGGGCAGAGAUCCGAGCGCAAGAAGUGGAUCCACUGCUUCGAGGGGGUGACCUGCAUCAUCUUCUGCGGGGCGCUGAGCGCCUACGACAUGGUGCUGGUGGAGGACGACGAAGUGAACCGCAUGCAUGAAUCCCUGCACCUAUUCAACAGUAUAUGCAACCACAAGUUCUUCGCCGCCACAUCCAUCAUCCUCUUCCUCAACAAGAAGGACCUUUUUGAGGAAAAGAUCAAGAAGGUCCAUCUCAGCAUCUGCUUCCCCGAUUAUGAUGGUCCCAACACGUUUGAAGAUGCAGGAAAUUACAUCAAGACCCAGUUCCUUGAUCUCAACAUGCGAAAGGAUGUGAAGGAAAUCUACAGCCACAUGACCUGUGCCACAGACACACAGAACGUCAAGUUCGUCUUUGACGCAGUCACAGAUGUCAUCAUCAAAGAGAACCUCAAGGACUGCGGGCUCUUCUGAACAUCUGCGUGGCAGAAGAGAAAAUGACUUCGGCUUCGCAUCGCCGUUCUGCUGAGCAGAGCCAAAAGGAUUAAAGGAACAAAAAAGCUGCCCGGCCCCACUUUUUCUAUGACCUACCCAACCAACCACCCGUGUUCGAGCCCGUAGUAGGAAGGGGCUGAAGCCGAACUUCCUGCUCCCUUUCACGGCCAUUUCCUCUUUUUAAAGAAAGAAAGCCCGGCUCCCUGCAGUGCUUGGAAGUCAGCGUUUAUAAAUGAGAUGCGGAGCGGUUUGACGCCAAAGAGCACGCAGACCCCAGUGCACCAGAGAAAUCAACGCCGAGCCGCCGCGUGCCCCCCCCGUGCAGCCGAAGGUGGCACCGCCACGGGACCGGUGCCAGGCACCUGCCCUGCCCUCGCCCGCUUUGUCAAACCUUAAUUGGGUUGAACGGGGAAUUUCUGGGCAAGGGGGGUGCUGCCUCCGAGUCACGCCUGGUAGCCAGCCCUGCGGCAGGAGGAAUUAAUUAUUUUGUGCUGUAUGUACGUCCCGAGACUCUGGUGAAUUUCUCAGAAAAAUCUUCCUACCGGGAAAAGGUCAAGAGCUGCUGCUGCCCCCGGCUGUGCUUUCUGCCCCCAGACAGCCUUAAGCAGACGAGCGGCCGGUCCUGGCCACCGUGCCCCGCGCCCACCAGCCAGGGCAGGGGACGCAGGAGCACGGGCACUGGGGGCCAAGGGACAUCAUCAUCACGCCUCCAGCGGAGGAAGGGGUCGGAUAAAGAGGAAAUGGUUACUUGAAAGAUUUUCAUUCUGCUACUUAGAGCUGUAUUUGCUCUUACAGUUUGUAAAUAAAUCGGUGUCGGUACUGUAGACAA
Messenger RNA from Oxyura jamaicensis (ruddy duck), 2569 nucleotides. It is a transcript of the gene GNAT2, whose product is annotated as G protein subunit alpha transducin 2. The record is from RefSeq and is a predicted model, not a curated record. Gene Ontology annotation, cellular component: heterotrimeric G-protein complex; photoreceptor inner segment; photoreceptor outer segment. The transcript has 9 exons. NCBI's taxonomy places the organism in Eukaryota, Metazoa, Chordata, Aves, Anseriformes, Anatidae. Bases 655 to 1719 code for a protein of 354 amino acids. Gene Ontology annotation, molecular function: G-protein beta/gamma-subunit complex binding; G protein-coupled receptor binding; GTP binding. Gene Ontology annotation, biological process: detection of chemical stimulus involved in sensory perception of bitter taste; adenylate cyclase-modulating G protein-coupled receptor signaling pathway.